Molecule: messenger RNA, 255 nt
Organism: Closterium sp. Naga37s-1
Lineage: Eukaryota; Viridiplantae; Streptophyta; Zygnematophyceae; Desmidiales; Closteriaceae
Source: the annotation of a GenBank genome assembly
AUGGCAGGCUCGGGAGCUGCCAAGUCAGCAGCUGAAGCUCAGGUGGUGAUCGGGACGUGGAGGAUGGGAGGAGCGGGCGAGAGGGGCGAAGAGGGAGAGGUGGAGGAGGUGGGAGAGGAAGGGCAGGAGGAAGGCGCGGACUCCCAACAAGCAUGCCUUUUCCCCCUCUCCCUUGCCCCUCUCUCGCCUCGCUCCUCACGUAGCUUCGCUGCCCUGUUGCUGCCUCCUCGCCAGCUCCGAUCGACCCACUCCUGA